Sorex fumeus (smoky shrew) is the source of this 6500-nucleotide messenger RNA. It is a transcript of the gene FYCO1, whose product is annotated as FYVE and coiled-coil domain autophagy adaptor 1. Bases 196 to 4560 code for a protein of 1454 amino acids. The record is from RefSeq and is a predicted model, not a curated record. Gene Ontology annotation, molecular function: metal ion binding. Gene Ontology annotation, cellular component: late endosome; autophagosome; lysosome. Lineage: Eukaryota; Metazoa; Chordata; Mammalia; Eulipotyphla; Soricidae. Gene Ontology annotation, biological process: plus-end-directed vesicle transport along microtubule; positive regulation of autophagosome maturation. The transcript is spliced from 18 exons.
CCCCCCCUCCUGUGCCGGCGUCUGCGUAUCAUGGCCGCUCGCUCCUCGCUCCCUGACUCUUCCGCUUGGCCCCAGAAAGUUUCGCUUCUGCCCCUCCUUGGACCCUUGAGCGCGUGCCACCAUGAAGUCUGACGGCUGCUGACCGGACCCGGGCAGGAGCACACAGCCCAGGAAGGUGGCCUGCAGCCAGUGGCCAUGGCUUCUGCUAGCUCCGAGAGCCAGCUCCAAAGAAUUAUCCGUGAUUUGCAAGAUGCUGUGACAGAACUAAGCAACGAAUUUAAGGAAAUAGGGGAACCCAUCACCGAUGACAGCACCAGCUUGCACAAGUUUUCCUAUAAACUUGAGUACCUCCUUCAAUUCGAUCAGAAGGAGAAGGCCACCCUCCUAGGCACCAGGAAGGACUAUUGGGAUUACUUCUGUGCCUGCCUGGCGAAGGUGAAGGGCGCCAAUGACGGGAUCCGGUUUGUCAAGUCCAUCUCGGAGCUUCGGACAUCUCUGGGCAAAGGCAGAGCAUUUAUUCGCUAUUCCUUGGUGCACCAGAGGUUGGCAGACACCUUGCAGCAAUGCUUCAUGAACACCAAAGUAACCAGUGACUGGUACUAUGCAAGAAGUCCCUUUCUGAAGCCAAAGGCGAGCUCUGACAUUGUGGGCCAACUCUAUGAGCUGACCGAUGUUCAGUUUGACCUGGCAUCAAGGGGCUAUGACUUGGAUGCUGCCUGGCCCACCUUCGCCAGGAGGACACUGACUCCUGGCUCAUCUGCCUACCUGUGGAAACCCCCCAGCCGAAGUUCCAGCAUGAGCAGUCUGGUGAGCAGCUACCUGCAGACCCAGGAUAUGGCCUCCAGCUUUGAUCUGAACAGCUCCUUAAACAACGAGGCUCUGGAAGGCUUUGAUGAGAUGCGGGUGGAGCUGGACCAGUUGGAGUUGCGGGAGAAGCAGCUGCAGGAGCGGAUACAGCACCUGGAGAGAGAGAACCAGGAGCUGAGGACGACCAUCCGCUCGCAGGAAGAGCAAUUGAGAGAGGAGAAGGAGCGGGGUCGCGUGGCGGCGGCGAACAGCAUGCACCUCCCCUACGUGCUGGCCGAGCUCCAGAAGCAGUGGGAGGUCACGCAGGCCACACAGAGCACCAUGCAGGAGCUGCAGGUAUGCCUGCAGGCCCUGGAACAGGGCGCAGCCGAGAAGGAGGAGGAUUAUCAGUCAGCCCUGCAGCGGCUGGAGGCCCUGCUGCAGCCCCUGGCUCGGGAGCUGGAGGCCACCCAGGAUGCACUAGGCAGGAAGAACCAGCACCUGAUCAGCAUCCAAGGGCAACUGGGCACAGCCGAGUGCAAGGCGGAUAUGGUGCCCAAGCCAACGGGAUCACCAGAGCUCACCCCUCUCAGUGCGGCCCCGGAGCUCCAGGCACCAGAGGAGAAGCUCCGAGCCCUGGAAGGAGAAAACGCUCAGAUCCGGGAGCUCAGCCGGCAGCAGGGUGCCCGGCUGGAGCAGCUGCUCCAGGAGCUGCAGCUGAAGGAGGAGGCCCGGGCCCGCCUGGAGGUCCAGGUGGAGGAGAUGGGCCCUCUCCGGGAGGAGCUGCUCAGGAAGCAGCAGCAGGUGGCCCAGCUCCACCAGGAGCUCCAGGAGUCCGUGAGCCGGGGGCUGUCCCUGCAGGCCGAGCUGCAGGACGCCCGGCGGGAGGAGCAGGGGUUGCGGGAUGAGAAGGUGCUGUUGGAGCAGGAGACCCGCUCCCUCACUCGGCAGCUGCCCCUGCUGGAGGCCCAGCUGGCGCAGGUGAGCCAGCACGUGAGCGACCUGGAGGAGCAGAAGAAGCGCCUCAUCCAGGACAAAGACCACCUGAUGCAGAAGGUGGGGAUGUGGGAGCGGCACCCCGACCAGAGGGAGACGCUGGGUCCCCGAGACACCGCCCAGCCCCUGGCCAGCCAGAAGCUGGAGGAGGUGGGGGAGGCCCAGACGGCGGGCAGCCCCCAGGAGGAGAACCUCCAGCAGGGCACGGCGGGGCUGGAACAGGAGCUGCAGAGGGUGCUGGAGCGCAACCAGCUCCUGGAAGGCAAGCUGCAGGCCCUGCAGGCCGAGUACCAGGCCCUGCAGCAGCGGGAGGCGUCUAUCCAGGGCUCCGUGGCCUCCCUGGAGGCUGAGCAGGCCAACAUCCGGCACAUGGGCGACCAGAUGGAGGCGAGCCUCCUGGCCGUGAGGAAGGCCAAGGAGACCAUGACGGCCCGCGUGGCCGAGAAGGACGCUGCCCUGCAGAGCAAGGAGGCCGAAUGCCAGCAGCUGCGCGAGCAGGCGGAGGAGAGCCGGCGGCUCGCCCAGGCCCAGGCCGAGGAGAUCCAGGCUCUCCAGAGUCAGUGCCAGCGGCAGACCCGGCUGCUCGAGACACACCCAGCAGCAAAGGACCCGCAGGGGCUCGGUCCACCCCAAGACAGUGCCUCCUGUGAGCUCGCUGGCCAGCUGGCUCUCUCCCAGGCCCAGGUGGAGGUCCACCAGGGGGAGGCCCAGCGGCUGCAGGCCAAGGUGGCGGACCUCCAGAGCCGACUCCAGGCAGCCCUGGGGGAGCAGGAGAAGGUGCAGAGCCAGCUGAGUGUGGCCGAGGCGGCGCUGAGGGACCAUAAGGUCCUCGUGCAGCAGCUGAAGGAGCAGAACGAGGCCCUCAACAGGGCGCAUGUCCAGGAGCUGCUACAGUGCUCGGAGCGGGAAGGGGCCCUGCGGGAGGAAAGGGCCGGCGAGGCCCUGCAGAGGGACCAGGACCUGGAGGCCCUGCAGAAGCUGCUGACCCAGGCAAAGUGCAGCUCCCAGGAAGCCGAGGCAGAGCACGCUGAGCUGCAGGAACAGCUGCACCGGGCCAACACCGACACGGCCGAGCUCGGCAUCCAGGUCUGUGCGCUGACCGCCGAGAAAGAGCGGGUCGAGGGAACGCUGGCCCGCACCGUCCAGGAACUCCAGGACACCAAAGAGGCCGCCUGCCGGGAGCGCCAGGCCCUGGAGUGCCAGGUGGCGAGCCUGCAGCUGGAGAAGGAGAGCCUGCAGGAGAAGCUGGGGGCGGCCCAGGAAGCAGCCAGUUCCUUGCCGGGUCUGCAGGCACAGCUGACCCAGGCCGAGCAGCGCGUGCAGAGCCUGCAGGAGGCCGCGCGCCAGGAGCACGACACCCUCAAGUUCGUAAUGAGCACCGAGAUCAUGGACUCCCAGAGCAAGCUGAAGACUGCCAAUGAGGAAUGCAGGAGCCUCCAGGCCCAGCUGGAGAAGCAAGGCCGGAAGCUGCAGGCUGCCGAGGAGGCCAUGGAGAAGCUGAAGGCUGCCCUGGAGGACAUGAGCGAGAAGCUGAGCCACGCAAACAGCUGCCUUUCCGAGUGCCAGGCGGCCGUGCUGAAGAAGGACGAGGAGGGGGCCGCCCUCCGAGAAAGCCUGAGCAGGACACAGAAGGAACUUGAGAAAGCCAAAACAAAAAUCCAGGAGUAUUAUGACAGACUCUGCCAGGAGGUGACGAAUAGGGAGGAGAGUGACCGGAAACUCCUUGCCGACCUAGACGACCUGAACCGCACCAAGCGAUACCUGGAAGAACGACUGAUAGAGCUGCUCAGGGACAAGGAUGCUCUUUGGCAGAAGUCAGAUGCUUUGGAAUUCCAGCAGAAGCUCAGUGCUGAGGAGAAGGGACUCGCAGAAGCAGAGGUGAACCACUGCGCAGACUGCAAGCGGGAGUUCAGCUGGAUGGUGCGGCGUCACCACUGCAGGAUAUGUGGCCGCUGCUUCUGUUAUUACUGCUGCAACAACUACGCCCUGACCAAGCCCAACGGCAAGAAGGAACGCUGCUGCCGAGCCUGCUUCCACAAGUUCAGCGGAGCACCCAGCUCCCCCGACAGCAGCAGCUCAGGCAUGAGCCAGGGAGAUGCCAGCCCUGCGUCAUCGCCAGCCGGGUCACGGACCCCUGCCGGAGGAGGCCAAGACUGCAAGACCCCAGAUGACGCCGUGUUUGACAUCAUCACAGACGAGGAGCUGUGCCAGAUCCAGGAGUCUGGCUCUUCCCUGCCCGAGACGCCCACCGAGACUGACUCUCUUGACCCGAAUAUGGCUGAACAGGAUACCACAUCCAACUCCUUGACGCCCGAGGAUGUGGAAGAUUUGCACCUGGGGCAGGAUGCCGAAAUCUGCCUGCUGCGCUCCGGAGAACUGAUGAUAAAAUUGCCCCUCACGGUUGAUGAAAUCACCAACUUUGGGGAAAGCAAAAGGGAACUGUUCGUGAGAUCUAGUACCUACAGCCUCAUCCCCAUCACCGUGGCUGAGGCAGGCCUCACCAUCAGCUGGGUCUUCUCCUCUGACCCCAAGAGCAUCUCCUUCAGCGUUGUCUUCCAGGAGACCGAGGACACACCGCUGGAUCAGUGUAAGGUACUCAUUCCUACCACCCGAUGCAAUUCCCACAAGGAGAGCAUCCGCGGCCAGCUGAAGGUCCGCACACCCGGCAUCUACAUGCUCAUCUUCGACAACACCUUCUCCAGAUUUGUCUCCAAGAAGGUGUUUUACCACUUGACAGUUGACCGGCCUGUGAUCUAUGAUGGAAGUGAUUUCCUGUAGCCUCAGCACCUGGAUUUCGAUGGCUUCACUUUACACUUUAUCGACAGGAAACACUACUUUUACUUACACGCCCCAUAAAUCACUAAAAUUAAAUAUAUGUGUAUAUAUCUGCAUAUUAAUACACACGUAAGUAUAUAUACACAUAAUAUACACAUAUACAUAUACAUACACAUAUAUGUGUGUUAUUUUAAAUACCUGUUAUUUUAAAUACAUAUACACACAUACAUAUACAUUGACAUGUACAUACACAUGUAUAUGUGUAUGUAUAUGUAUUUUAAACCACACUGCACCAGCACUCAACCCCUGCAGCUUCUAAGGGCUCCAGCAAGUUCCCAUCCAAGAGAGUCUCAGUUGUCUUCCCACCUGAAGGUGAAUCAGAAAUCCUCUUUGUUCGGGUCUUGGACCCCACUCCCCACCUGCCAGGUCCCUGGCAUCCAUGCUGCCUACCACCUGCUGCUCGGCCAGCGCCUGACCCCUGGAGAUGUGUUCAGACAUGAGGAUCCUAUUCCACCUCUUGGACAGGGAGGAGGAGAUUCCCCACCCACCACCACCCCAGUCUGUGUCUCUCUCCCUCCACCACAGAAGAGUCUCGGCAGAUUCAUACCAUGUGCAGAGUGGACAUUUGCCCUUUGUUCCAUUGCUGUGUCCACUCAGGUUUGUUGUGUGCCACCCAGCCAGGACCUGUCUCGGUCGGUUUCAGUGUGGCUUUGUAUGUAAGUCACUUCCUCUUUUGAAUGUUGAUAUUUAGAAACACAAACGGCCGUGAAACACAGCUCUUUCAAGUGGUGGUCCCAGCCAGUAGGCUGAAUUACACUGGAAAUCGCCAAGAAGGAAAAGUCCUUGGGAUCCUUAUUCAAAGGAAAAGGACAAAUACCCCGUUGGUGGCCCAGCUCUUGGAAUCCCAGUCACACUCACUGUUCAGUAUCAAGACCCGCUGCCCUGCCAGCCUCACUGUAUCUCUGAAGACACUGGCCAGCCACAACCAGACAUGCAUGCGUACACAUCUGUGGGAAUAAGGUGGCUGGAGCAGCGCGUUCCUGGCUGGACUCACUUGCCUCAGGUGGACAGGGCCAACUGUGGGCAAAGAAACCCUCUGUCAGGAUACUGGAGUGUAGAAAUGAGAAGCCACAGGAUGUAACAUACAAACAAAGGGGACAGUUUUUCUGAAAUUUCCACCUGUCCCCUAAGAUAGUAAAGCCAUUCCAGACUUGGGAAAGGAAAUCCGCCCUUAGGGAUGAAAACCUCUCCAGUCUGUGUCUUACGAUUUGAUGUCCACAGAGUUUCAUUGAUUGGGGUUUCAUUUCUGAAGUGUCCACUGACCGCAGGUGUGAACCUCACCCUUGCCUCCCAGGUGCUGCGGAUGAAGCAGGGUGCACAUGUGUGUGCGUGCUGCUCAACGCCAGGCGCCAGCCGUGGCGCUGCUGAACCAGCCAUCCCGUUUACAGAACACCCACCAGACACUUUAGUGGCGCCUCGAGUAGGCGCUUCCCCUGAUUGUGACACCUUCCUGGAAGACUGAACGAAUGCCUUUUUUCUUCCUCUGAUGCAAGUCUUCAACAUAGUAAAGGUGCAUCUGUAAAUUUCAGGAGACAUCUUCCAUCAAAGGCUUCCUCUGAACGCCCUAAGGAGCGUUCUCUGGUGACUGCAAAGCAGCGCCUAAGCCUCUGAGGGCAGCUUCAGAAUUAGAAUUGCACUUUAAUUGACUCAUCCUCCAUCCUCAGGGCCUUCGGAGAUAGCAGGCCUAGAAGCCCAUUUCAUUCUGAUCUGCCAAAGAGUUACCCAGAAGCACAUCAAAUGUCAGCACCCCACCUGCCACAUUUGGGAGGGGGGGGGAUAUCUUUUCUAUCCCAAAACAUAAUCCUUUGUAAGCAUCCGCUGCACCAUUCAGAAAUGUUUUCUUUAUAAUCUCAGGAUUCUAAAUAAAGCAAAACACUAUGACA